Moneuplotes crassus is the source of this 3144-nucleotide messenger RNA. The record is from the annotation of a GenBank genome assembly. Lineage: Eukaryota; Ciliophora; Spirotrichea; Euplotida; Euplotidae.
UAGACCAAUGUCACUUGAAAAGAGCAACAAAACAUUUCAAAAAUGACUAAACUUGGAAAAAUCACAUAAUUCAAUCAAUAGAAAGUUAGCUGAAAGUUGAUAUGGAGCAAAUAUACUUGGAUCAGUUAAUAGCUCGACUACCUUAAAGCUCUCUAAGAAAAGCUUCAAAGGUUCGAUUUGAUACCAAGAUAGCCUAAGCAAAUUUGAUCUUGAAAAUGACAUUAAGGGACAGAAGCAAGGAGAAGAUUCGAUCAACCAGAACUCUCAAAACCUUUCAAACUAUAGUAAACUUUCAUAUAAACAGGGGAUAAACUCCCUCAGGCUUAAGAAAGCUCUAAAGGAGAAGACUAGGAUGAACCUUAAGAGCGAGAAGAAUAUCAAUAACAACAAGAAGAGGGGUAUCAGCAAGAUGUCUAAAUAAUAUUUCAACUACCUCUAGAGCUCUGAUAAAGACUCCCUUUGAGAUGAGCUCUAAGAGCAUUCUCAAAAGAAAGUCAAGGAAGGGGCUUAAAUAAGUAUUCUGAGAAACAGAGUACUACUAAUCUAACUCAAGCUAUUGGUAAAGAAAAUCGUCCUCCCAAGACGAAAUCAAGAGUAAAUGAGGAGAAGAGAUCUAGUGUCCCUAGAACAGAGAAAUCCAAGUUACUUGCUAAGCGAUCUAUCAUGAGCCUGAAGAGAACAACCAGGAAGAAAGGGAAUAAGUCUAAAAAGACAACUAGAGGAAAUGGUGUGGAUACUUUUCAAGAAUUGCCCUUAUCAAGCGAGGGAGAUCUCUCAAAUUGUCUUAAGGAUAACCCUACCUCCAAGAAGGAGGCAUUUAAAAGAAUUUCAUCCAUAUUACGAAAGAACAGGUUUGACCUACCAAAAAGUAUGGCAAAGGAUGUCUCAGAGUACAUCUGGAAGCACUGAAUGAAUCCAAAUUCUUCAAUGAGUAACCUCUCAAAUUCUAGAUCAAGACUUGGAACCAAAAGACUGAUGAACAAGAACUACUCUACUUCAGUGGAGAAGGAAAGGAAAGUCCUCAAAGAGAUCGAUGACCUCUACUCACUUGUCCUCGGUAUGAAAUUCGUGACCGGUUUUGAAGUCAAAGAUUCAAAAGACUCGAAGCUCUUUGGAGACAAGAACCUUAUUGAUGAUGAAGAAGAAGAUGAGAUCCAAACAAGUCGUUUCCCACAGAGUGAUUUUCAAUGAGAUCUUGUGCCUGAUGAAUUCUCUCGGAGAAAACACCAGAGAUCUAAGCAAUAUGAUACAUCUAAGAACAAAUCUGUCCUGCAGAAGAUUAAAGCAAAGUUGAAGAAGAUUAAAAGGGAACAUAAGAAAAAUAAAGAGAUCCUCUCAGCAAUGAACAACUUGAACAAACUAGUUACUGAGGAACUCAAGUUCUCAAGGAGUACUUCAAUCCCCAAGCUGAGGAAGACUGGAGAGCUGUUCAAUUCAAACUUGCUCUAUGAUAAAAAUGAAAGCAAGGAAAAUAAUAAUUAUAUCCCCAAUCCUGAUACUUUCAGAAAACUUGAAUCGGAUCGCGGAUACGAAAGUCAGGGAAUAAAUAGCCUCCUGAUGCCAAAUAUGCUUACCAAGGGAGACUCUCACCAAAACAAAGAAGAUGGAACCACAGCUGAAGAGAACAAGCUGAAGUUGCCUUUACAUCUCCUCAAUCCAUCAAAAUCCCAGCUAAAUCACAACUCAGCAGCAGUUUCUAACAGAGGAAAAAUAGAUUCUAAAUCUGCUUUACUCAACUUAAAUUCUAACAGGGCUGGAGACCACCAGUCCUCCUACAACACAGCAGAAUUCACAGAGACUCAGAGACAAGAAAAAGGUAAUAUGAGUAGAAGGAAAGAAAUCAGGUACAAUAAGCUUGCUGAUGUCUCCUCAGGCAACCAAUCUAAAGAGAAAGGAGAUAAUGCCAUUGAGAUCCUCAAUUAUUACAAUAAGUCCAUGAGCAGUGAAGCAAGCACAGAGAACACGAAGGAGAAUAAGAUGCUGAAGGAUGUACUAUAUGCUACGAUUAAACUCGUCCUUGCACAAAACAAACAAAUCAAGAAACUCAAGGAAGUUGUAACAAAAGGGAAAGAUGACCAACCAGAAGACUUUAUAGCUUCUGAAAUGAACGACGACUCUCGGAUUACAGAUCUCUCCUUGCUCUCAAUAGGAAAGGAUGCUAUUAACCCGAUUAUCACAGUGAAGAAUUUUUGAAAGAACACUUGACUCCAUGAAAAGAUACAGAGAAAGGAGAAAAAGCCAACAAAAGACUCUGACAAAGUUCAGAAUGAGGAUAUAAAGAACCUUUCCCAAAUCUCACAGAAGAACAUCGAAAGUAUUGAUGAGACCCUACUUCAUGAGCUUAAUAAGAAGAUGUUAAAGGAGUCGGUCAAGAGUAAAUCUGGGCCAGAUCUAUCUAAUAAAGCAGUGCCAAAGAACAACGAUAGAUAUUGUGAUAAUAGUUACACAAGUAAUGGGUAUAGUUUCAUAACUAAUAUGAAUCUUCUGAACACCUCUAUGAGUCCGAUCCAUAAAGCCAAUCCUUGAGCGAAUGAAAACUCAGCAGGAGUUACUAAAGAAGCCCAGAAUGGCAAAAAUGAGGAUGAUCAGAUCCAAAGGGAAAAUACUGGGCAAGAUGAGUUUAUCCAGAAUUUAUGUAAUCAGAAGAAGUUCCCUCCAGUUAACAAGCUAGAUAAUUCUCAAUUAUCUCUGAAUUAUUCUGAGAAGCAUAAUGAUUUCUCAGAAUUUCAGGACAAUUCAAAUCCUGAAUUUUUGGAUAACUCCUUCUCUCAGCAUGGGCUUCACCAAAAUGAUAAAUCUCUUGACUUAAAAUGCUACAAGAUGCAAGAAGAGAAGUUGAAAGGAAGCUUCCUGAAGAAGCAGGAGUCAUCACAGGAUCGAUACCAGAUGGUGAAUGAUUACAACACCUCUCCUGCUGAUAACUUCCAGCAAGAUUUUAGAGAUAUAAAUAAAGAAGAGGAAUACUCUAAAUUCCAAAAUGACAAUAUAGAUACUCACACUUUGAUUUAUAAUGAGUCUUCAGUUAUGAGUAAGAACCAGUUUGAUAUUAGCACCCGCUCAGGAGUCCGAAUUGGGAGAUAUGACAGCGAGGAAGAAAAUCCCUAUGAUGAGUCUAAAUCUGACUUAUUUAACCCAAUGAUGUAA